Aegilops tauschii subsp. strangulata is the source of this 1740-nucleotide messenger RNA. RefSeq lists its product as uncharacterized. NCBI's taxonomy places the organism in Eukaryota, Viridiplantae, Streptophyta, Magnoliopsida, Poales, Poaceae. The record is from RefSeq and is a predicted model, not a curated record. Gene Ontology annotation, molecular function: protein binding.
GGUGUCGUACAGCCCACACUCCCCACUCGCUCACUCGUCGCUCCCAGCAUCCCAAACCCUCGAUCCCCUUUCUCCACCGCGGCCGCCAUGGCGUCGCCGCCGCCGCCGCUGGUCUCCAUCCCCAUCCCCGACGACCUCCUGGAGGAGAUCUUCCUCCGCCUGCCCACCCCGGACGCGGUCGCCCGCGCCUCCGCCGCCUGCACCUCCUUCCGUCGCGUCAUCAAAGGCCGCGCCUUCCGCCGCCGCUUCCGCGCGCUGCACCGGCCUCCCCUCCUCGGCUUCAUGGACGCAGCCGGAUUCCACCCCGCCCAGGCGCCGCACCCCUCCGCUCCGCUCACCGGCGCCCUCGCCCCCUGCGCCGCCGAUUUCUCCUUCGUCCCGGCCGUCGUUUCUUCUGCCUCCUACAUCCCGCGAGGUGUCCAAGCCGAUGGGGAAGGCCCCCGCUGGCGCCCCCGCGACGUCCGCGACGGCCGCGUCCUCCUCGAUUGGGUCUCCCUCCACCCACGCGCCAUGCGCAUAUGCUGCUACAUGGAAGACGGCUACGAAGUAAGCAUCCUCAUGGAUUUCGGUGAGCUCGCCCCGCGUGACCGCCCCACCUGGACUGAACGGGAGCGGUGCAACGCUGCCGAGUUCCACCUCGCCGUCUGUGACCCCCUGUCCAGCAGAUCCGUGCUGCUUCCAACCAUACCCGAGGAGCUCGCCGUCCAGCCGCAAGAUUACCUUCGGGAAUUCGAGCCUGUGCUCGCUCCCAACACCAGCGAGGACGGCGAGGAGGAACACUUCAAGGUGAUAUGCAUAGCAAAAUACCACACAAAGCUCGUCCUCUUUGUCUUCCCGUCCACAACUAUGCAGUGGUCUAUGGUCGAGCCUCCCAUUUCCCCUUCUUUGGAGCACAUGUCCUGUUUUGACUGCGUGCGCGGAUGCUUCUACUGGACAGAGCCUUAUCGAUGGAGUGACCAUUUGAUGGUGCUGGACACACGCACCAUGAGGUUUUCCACUGUCGACCUUCUCACCGGUUACCAUAUGGAGCUCAGAGGUCUGCCUGACCAGAGCUUUGAUCGUCGGCGCCCAAAUGCUGUUGUUUUGGGCCGAGAAGGAACCCUUGAGAUGUUUUCUCUUGUCCGUCAACACGGAUCCUUUGCCCUCUAUCAUACCUCUCUGCAGAAUAAUUCGCAGGAAUGGAAGCUUGAGAAGGUCAUACAGCUGCCUCGACAAUAUCAUGACUAUUCCAUUUCCACAGUGGGUGCAGCUGAGGGAUUCUUGUUCUUCCGAGGCACUCUAGAAGAUAUUCCUGUUGAGAAUGUCAACGUGGAUUGCUACUCAAUGGAGGUCAAUACAUAUGGAAUUACCAAAGUCUGUACAAAGACGGAGAAGUACUUCAACCGCACGUGUACCCUCCCAUACUUUAGCUUCCCACCGCUGUUAUCGGAACCAACUAUCUGAUCAACUGCUCUGAGCUCACUGGCCUUGAUCUUGCUUGGACCUGAACCAUACAUCUGGAGUAGGAUGGCGGAUGUUCAAGAUGGUGCUGAUGUAGUUUGAUAUGUCCGUGUUAAGUGUCAUAUGUAUGUAAGCAGGAUAUGGUAUCAGCAAGUUGACUUUGCCUGACAAUGACGUCUAAGACUGGUAUUGUUGUUUGUGUUGGAAGAUUGGCUAGGCUAGUGGUGCUGACUUUGGUUAUAUUCUCAUGUGCCAGUACUAGAUUUUCUCUAGAUGAGUGGAUGGGUUUGUUCAUCUCUA